AUGAUGUCGACAGACUCGAUCCACAACGCCUUCCGUGGCAUCAACCUCAACGAUCCGCAGCAGGACCCUAGGAAGCAGCAGCUGCAGCAGCAACAGCAGUACUACCAACAGCAGCAGCAUCAUACCAACACCAGUCCGACACGCCAGACUCACGCCGCCUCCUUUCGCUCGCCGACCGUUCUGACUUCCGAUCUCCCCGGCCAACCUGGCUACAAUAGCUCCAGCGUUGGGGCCUCACACCCCGCCAAUGCUCAGGCCUCCGGCUCCUUUGGUCCAAGUGCCGCCUCCCGCUUCGAGCGCUUCUUUCCCUCUUCUCCCAAUGCCACCAGCUCCAAUCCUUCUUCCGCUGGUCAGACCUUCACCAGCUCCAUGGGUUCUGCCGCUGGUCAUGCUGCUAACAGCGCCUUUGGGAGCUUCGGCCACAACAUCGCUCCCGGCAGCGUAGGCAGCUCUGGAAUCGGCUCGGGUCACUUUGGCUCCAACAGCAACGGUGUCCGCAAGACCUCGAGCCGUGCUGCCAUCCCCUCGCAGUGGAGCACGCAGGACCCUUCCCUGCUCGGCUUAUCGUCCGGCACUUCACCUCCAAAGAACGCAGGCUCGCUUCAGUCCUAUCAGCAGGUAGACCCCACAGCUAGUGGCGGUGAUGACGAUGUCAUCCCUACUGCCAUCGUCGUCAAGAACAUUCCCUUUAGCGUCAAGCGCGAGCAGCUGCUUCAGAUCAUUGAAGAUCUCGGCAUUCCCAUGCCCUACGCUUUCAACUAUCACUUUGAUCAAGGCGUCUUCCGCGGCCUCGCUUUCGCCAACUUCCAAAGUGCAGAGGAAGCUGACGCUGUCGUCGCUGCUCUCAAUGGCUUCGAUGUCAGUGGACGCAAGCUCCGUGUCGAGUACAAGAAGGUGCUUCAGGCUGGCGAGAAGGAGCGCAUCGAGAAAGAAAAGGCCAUCAAGAGGAUGCAGAGCAUGCAGCUCGAGAAGGAGCGACGUCGUCAGAACGAUGAAUAUGGCGCCAACGCUUACCUCAUGCCCGGUUACAAUGGCAAUGGGCAGAUGUCCUCGGAUACUUAUGCCGCUGACCCCGCCGCGCAGCAGGGCAGCUUCAAUGGUGUUUCUGCUCCACUCACUGCCGACUCGCUCAGGAAGGUGCCCUCGUCACAGCGACUCGCCGUCGCCACUGCCGAGAGGACCGCCGGUCCAUUGUCGUCGUUCGUAAGCAACCCAGGCGCUAGCAGCGGCGGUAAGAAGGAAGAGCUCGAUCUCAACGAUGCAGCCUCACUCGAGAUCUAUUCUCGCGUUCUGCUGUUCAAGGACGACCGUAUGCGUGACGAGCUUUCCUUCUCUCGCAGCCUGACCCCUCUCGAGCGCCGCACCGUCCACUUGGUCGCACAAAGGCUUGGCCUCUUCCACUACUCAAUGGGUGAGGGCGAUGAGCGUUACGUGAUCGUCACUAAGAACGACGUCAGCCCGCAAUCUCGACCUCUUCGUAGCCAAGCCUCCACCAUUGGCCGCGGACAGCGAUCUCUUGGCAUUGACACUGCAGGGGCGAGUGGAUUCUUGGGCCCUGGCAGUGCUGCCACCACAGGUCGCACGGGACUCCGGCCCAAAAAGUCGGCUCCGGACAUGCUGCGGGAUCGUGACGGCUCUACCGGCUACAGCGCCUCGAACAAGUACCUCAACAACGGCAACCUCGCAGCGCGCAACUCCAACACCAACCUUCGCGAUGGCUAUGCGUCCACCUCGGGUCGUCGAUCCCAAAACAUGAGCAGCAACACUGGAGGUGCUGCAGGCCUCCAGAACCUCUUUGCCUCGCCGUUCGACGCCAACGCCAACGGCAACACAUCGCCAACUCACUCGAACCUCAUCCGUCAACCACGUGGACCGCCUACGCCUGGUAGCGAUCUGCGCAACUUUGCUGUUCGCUCGCGUGUCGCCACUUCGGGCAGUACCGGCCACAGCAGCGGUGCGGGCAGCAUGUCGCCCCCGCCACAGCUCCACGUGAACGGCAGCCCGACAAAGACGGACGGUGCAUUUGCCGAGGCCACUACGCAUGAUCCGCUGGAAUUUUAG
Kalmanozyma brasiliensis GHG001 is the source of this 2061-nucleotide messenger RNA. Its product is annotated as Single-stranded nucleic acid binding R3H. The transcript has a single exon. Gene Ontology annotation, cellular component: nucleus; cytoplasm. The coding region runs from base 1 to 2061 and encodes 686 amino acids. The record is from RefSeq and is a predicted model, not a curated record. Lineage: Eukaryota; Fungi; Basidiomycota; Ustilaginomycetes; Ustilaginales. Gene Ontology annotation, molecular function: mRNA binding.